AUGAAGAUCGUAUACGCCGUUCUUUGUGUCGUUAUUAUGGUUUUUGCGCUUGGCGUUGAGGUAAGUUUGACUGUUUAAAUAAUGGAGCCCUAGCCCAGAGUCCUAGCCUAGACAUGGAGAACGGGCUGGGUCGACCUUGAUCCCAAUUUAAGUCAAGCCGGGCUUGAAAAUAAAGUCCUGCCCGAAAAGCCCGGCCCGUUUGCACGUAAGAAAAUUUGGGUCGGGCCUGAUCAAAAUUAUGAUCGGGCCAGACCUGAAAAAUGAGCUUGGCCCGUUCUUCAUGUCUAUCCUAGCGCCAUCUUUUAAAAAAUUUUGUUGAAGGCCCAAUCCAGUAAAGCCAGUCGUCCGCCUCACCAUCAUCGCCACCACUUUACUGGUUCUCCUCGUCCUCAUGGUCAUGGCAGCUCUCACCCCACUCGUACUCCAUUUGGAAUCAUGCAGAAGAUUAAAAACUUUUUCCACGUUUAA
Bursaphelenchus okinawaensis is the source of this 468-nucleotide messenger RNA. NCBI's taxonomy places the organism in Eukaryota, Metazoa, Nematoda, Chromadorea, Rhabditida, Aphelenchoididae. The record is from the annotation of a GenBank genome assembly.